Molecule: messenger RNA, 2089 nt
Organism: Amphibalanus amphitrite
Lineage: Eukaryota; Metazoa; Arthropoda; Thecostraca; Balanomorpha; Balanidae
Exons: 2
Coding region: 134-1501 (455 amino acids)
Biological process (GO): proteolysis
Molecular function (GO): nucleic acid binding; aspartic-type endopeptidase activity; zinc ion binding
Source: RefSeq, a predicted model, not a curated record
AGCGCGUAGUGCGCUUACGUCAUGUGACUACCUCGCCCGGUCGCCACUAGAGGCGCUUGUGUUGAAAUACACUCAGUUGACCGCUACAUCUGGUGGCAGCGGGUGGGCCGCUCCGCAGUCUGAGCCCCACACCAUGGAUGGUGAAAGUGAUACGAGAGUGCAAGUGCUUGUACCGCCGCAGCCUAAAACCGAACAGUGCACGAUCACCGAUUACAUCGACUACUUUGAGGCUGUGGCGACGGCCAACGCGUGGGACGAUACUGUGAAAGCCAGGAUUUUUCCUGCGCUGCUCGGUAUGGGCAAUACUGUGCUGACAGACUGCCCGGAGGCUGACAAAAAGAGCUUUGCCAAAAUCAAAACGUAUCUCACUAAAGUUGGAGAGCCGUACCGUGAUGCGUUUAUGCUCGAUUUGUUUCGUGUUCGAAUGGCUGACCUUGAACCGGUCGAGAAGUACCGUGACCGUGUGGUGACUUUAGUUGAACAAGUUUACCCGCGGUUUGCAGCGAGCAAUAAGGCAGCUCUUGCUCGUGAUUUUUUUGUCUGUGGACUGCCAGAUCCUAUGAGGGCAGCAGUGUUGAACUCUGGCUCCUGCCGUAAGCUGGAAGAGGCUGUCAACUCAGCGCUGAUGUGCUUCAGCCUCAGCGGCCGGCUCGGGUCGCGCGGCUCUGGAGGCGCUGCCGGUGGUGAUCACGUGACCUGGCGCACGGUGCGUUCGCCGGCCGCUCCGAGGGGAGGAGUGAGGAGCGGCGACCCGGCGCGGUCUGGCCCGAGGGCGGUAUGCUGGCGCUGCGGUAUUGCUGGUCAUGUGCGUGCACAGUGCCGCGCUCCCGGCGACGGACUGGCUGGUAGACGGAUGGAGGGCAUCGCGGUUUCACCCGUCUCCGAUGAUGGCCGUGUCUACGUCGACAUCGACAUCGAUGGCUGUCCGAUGCAGCUUCUGGCAGAUAGCGGUGCCACCGUCAGCUGUCUGCCCACUUCUUUCCGGCCCAACUCCAUGGCUAAAGACGACUAUGUUAUCGCUGCCAAUGGGUCGAGAAUGCCUGUGUAUGGUCUGCUGAACUGCUCUGUCUCGCUCAGUGGCGCUACGCUGAUGCACGACUUCAUCAUCACCGACGUGCAGCGCGGCGUGGUGGGGGCAGACCUUCUGCAGAAGUUCGGCGCGUCCAUCGACUUCGACCGUGGAGCUGUGCUUGUCGGUGUGAAUCGACACCCAGCUGGCGCGGCCGACAGUGUGACGUCACCUGGCUCCGGUGGCGCCUGCGUCGGAGGGACGGUCGUCGCGCCGGUGGCGCCAUCUCUGGGCUACGUUGAGACUGCUCAGAGUGGGGCGCCGCCUGCGCCUCCCUCCGCUCCGGUGGCGCCAUCUGCGACUCCCUCCGCUCCGGUGGCGCCAUCUGCGAGACACAGCGUGAAGGAAGAUACUGCCGCCGGUGAGGCGCCGCUGCUGGACUGGGAGGAGGGAUGCUUCCACGAGGUCGGGAUGCUGGCUACCGGAAACUGAAUGAGGUGACGGUGAAAGAUCGUCAGCCUGUGCCGCUGGUGUCAGACGUCAUCGGGAAGCUGGCGGAGUCGACAGUGUUCUCAGUGCUCGAUGCUCGCUCGGGAUACUAUCAGAUCCCUCUCAGGGAACAGGACAGAAAGAAGACGGCCUUCCAGUUUAAUGGCCAGCUACUGCAAUUUCGUACAAUGCCGUUCGGUCUCUGCAACGGUCCCAGUACGUUCAACCGUCUGGUGCAGAGGCUGACACAAGACCUGCCAUGUGUGGCAGCGUAUUUCGAUGACUGGUGCAUCCACAGCCGGGACGAGUCGUCACAUUUGGAGGAUCUGCGCUCUGUCUUGCAGAGACUACGAGAAGCUGGACUGACGCUGAACGGCGAGAAGUGCCGGUUUCUGCUGACAUCCCUGGAGUCGUUCCUUGGCUUCAGCAUCGAGGGUGGUAUGAUUCGACCGACGAAGGAGCACAUCAGAGCUGUUGAGGCGAUACCGCGGCCUGGCGAUCAGACAGCUCUCAGGAAGUUCCUGGGCCUGUGCGGCUUCUAUAGGUCGCACAUCGCGGAAUUCAGCUUGAUUGCGAGGCCGUUGCACGAUC